UUACAUGGGGCUUAUGUGUGAAAAAACACUAUGCAAGCCAACAGUAGCAAGUCUCUGCUAUUUCGUUUGCAUUCGCGACAGGUAGACUGCAGGAGAUGGAAAUGAGUUGUUUAAAAAUAAUUGUUAGAACUGAUAGGUCUAUGGUUAUAAAUAUAAACAUUCCGUCAUAUAUGGCGCACAUGUUAGUUAAAGCAAGAGUUUCACCACGAGUGUUAUUUAAAGCAAGGGUGCAAGUUUGUUGGUCAAUAGAUUAAAAUAUUGUUCGUUGCAUUGGACCUUUCCAAAUCUGUCUAAAAUAUAAAGGAGCAGGUUUGUCAUAAAAUAUUAACACCAGAUCCAUUGCCUUUGUCGUGAAACGCACUUCUCAUUCGACACGUUGUUACAAGCGCUCUGUACGUCUCUAAAGUUCGCAGUAAUUUUAAGGACAGUCAUCCGAAACCUGGAUGGGCUGAAGGUUUAUUGCAAAAAGGAUUUACCAAAACUUAGAUAAGUUUACAUCCAGUCAUGCUAAGAAAACUGUACAGGACCGAGUAAGACUGCAUGAGGUGUAAACCUAUUAGUAUACAUUUAUUAGGGACAACCCUAAGCAUGUAGGGAGAAAUGCUUCGUGUCAGGUAAAAUAUGCCACAGUCGCGCCAAUAGAACAGAUAUACACAGGACGAUGCUCACGUUGCAACAAUUCAGGCUCCCGGGGACAGGAUACACACUCAUGUUUUUUAUCUCGGCUAUUGUAUAGAACAGAUUGAUGCCCAUGGUUUGUCUGCAUUUAAGCAGGCACAUGAACGAGGCAAUUAUCCGACACUAUUAUUACUGGUCAUGUUAUCAGACGCCUAUGGCAUGAUGCGGUGAAUCAAAUCAAGCAAGCUACAGCGUUGGCCGAAUGGCAGAAAACAGAGAUAAGACACCGGACUGCAAACUGGCCUUCCACGAAGAAGCCGACUCGCUACCCUAUCGUGCUGAUUAUUCAAAGGAAAGCGACUGGAGACAGCAUUACAGAAUCGACAAGAGAUACGCAAUGAACGUUGCUGUAACUCAAUCCCUCCCGAGUUCAAACCAUCACCACGAGCAGAUUCCUUCUCAUCCAACCUUCAUGAAAAGUGAGGAAGAAGAAAGGACUUCUCCAUUCGCUCAAUCCAGUGGACCCGAACAUCCAGAUGAAGAAGAAGAAGAAAAAGUGCUUGAAGAACCUACAAGUCCGGAAAAUCUAAUUUAUCGGACAGAGAAUGUUCGUACGAGUUCAACUGAAGACGAUAUGAUGAACUUAUCGCAAGGUGGGGACAAAGAGACGUUGCAAAACAGAAACACAGGGGAGCAGACUAACGAUGAACAUGGAGUGAAAAGUUUGAACGAUUCAGACGACGAAGGGCGAGAACUGGACGAAAUAAAAGACCAAGUUCGGAUGCUACAACAACAGCAGAUGUAUCAGGUUCAAAUGCUCAAUUUCCUACAUUUGCAGCUUACAGUGAUUGCGUCGAACCCACAAGCAGCAACACGCAACCAACCGCCUAUAUUUCCCUCGUCUGGCAUGCCAGGAGUUAACGGUUUUCAGCUGCAAAAUAUGCAGCAGUUGUUAGCCGCUGCCGCCUCAAUGUCAGGGACUCAUACGCCGGGAAACAAUUUACUGCCGUCAGUUGCUGCGGCCAUUGGCCGUCAUUUCAAUGCAAAUAAUACUUCGGUGGAAAAAUUAAGCGAAACAGUUUCUCAGCUGCCCAAAGCUAAAGAUCUUGAAAUGGAAAUGAACGAAGCUUUGCAGCAAGAGAGUAGAACGAAGAAUGGAGAGGAGGAAAACGCGUUUUAUGGAGGAAGGAUUGGAAACCCUCAAGAGCCACCCCUUUACCGGAACUGCUCCGGGAUGAACAGCGAUCCCAAUCAACCUGGAGGGGGUUAUGGGACUGCUGAAGAAUCGCUUAGCAGGAGGUCGUGUCGCUUCUGCCAGAAGGUUUUCGGUAGCGAGAGUGCGCUGCAGAUUCAUCUGCGUUCACACACAGGCGAACGGCCGUUCAAAUGCAACAUCUGCGCAAAUCGCUUCUCAACAAAGGGGAAUCUAAAAGUCCAUUUUUCUCGGCACCAAGAAAAAUAUCCUCACAUUGAAAUGAAUGCCAACCCCAUACCUGAAUACUUAGACAACGUCCCUACGAGCUCUGGCAUUCCGUACGGCAUGUCAAUUAUCCCGGAUUUCACAGAGGUUCCAGACCCCGACACCGCUCUUCCAGUGCCAGUACCUGACAAACACAUCCCCCCACCUUUAAUACACAAGUCUGAUAUUCUUCCAGCUCUCUACAGGCCCAUUGAAACACAGAGUUCUGUGAAUACAAAUGCAACAAAAGAUCUCUCACAUCAAGACACAACCUCGAACACAAACGACCGACAGGCCAGCUUCGACCAACCUAAAGAAGAAAGGAGCAACAACGACGAUCAAAGCGCUGGCUUCCCUUACAUACAACACGGGUCAAAGUCUUCAUCUGACAUGGAGAACCAAUAUAACAGUUCAAGAAUACUACACCAGUCAUCGUCACCGCCAAGUUUUGCUCUUCCCCGCCACAUGAGCGAGGGAUCCCGGCCAACCUAUGAUGAAGAGCCGAGCAAAAGGCAAAAUGCUCCUUCUGAGACAUCGAAACUACAACAACUGGUUGACCAAAUCGACAAGGGGAAGGAACUGGAAAAGAACGAGUGCCAUAUUUGCCAUCGAGUUCUAAGCUGCCAAAGCGCUCUCAAACUGCACUACAGAACGCACACAGGCGAAAGACCAUACAAGUGCGACCUAUGCUCACGGGCUUUCACUACUCGAGGAAACUUGCGUACCCAUUACAGCAGCGUUCAUAGACAACAACUACGUUCAUCUCCUCCCACCAACCCCUCAGUUAUGCGUGGUGUGUCACUACAAUGCCCAUUGUGCGGGAGCCGGUUUAUGGACCAGCAGUCAAUGCGACAACACAUGCAAAUGCAUCUGUACAUGCACAGUCAGCAACAACAACAAGUUGCUCAUUUCCUACACGGUCGCCACAGCGAGGGACAAAUACCUUUAGCGUUUGGAGGCAAAUUCCCUCCCAGUAUUGGUGAAAACGACAUCCGCAUGCCGGACCAAAUAACUGAGAUCGAGAAUCAGCCUUUGAACCGAGGCGCCGAUACAUCAGAGCCAAGCGACGACGUUUUCGAAGAAAGGUCUCCGGAUCGCGAAACCUUUUCGGAACCCGACGACAGAGUAGUUCCCGUUGGUUCUCCGCAUUUGCGGCAUGAAUCUGAAGAACGUGUAAACCGCGAGCAAGAACCUAGCUCUCUAUCCCCACCUGACGGUAAAGGAAGUGAGCGUCUACCGCUGCCUGGCACAAGCGACAGCAUCGUGACCAAACCGCUUACCUCAGGGAUAUCAGCUCUCGACCUGACGCGCUCCAACUCCAACUCACCCGGUGUAAUCACCUCAUCAAUGUACUCUAAUGCGGGAAUGAUGGGACACGACAACCAUCGCCCAUCUUCUCAAUCGCCACCUCAACUUGCAUCCAACUCACUGAACGCUCUUGCGCACCUCGCGUCGAACAGCGCCAUAAUGCGGCCAAGCGGAAUGCCACUAAUGAACGUGCGGAACCCGCUAGAGGGCGAAAUGCGGGCAAGAAAGAUGACGACAUCGUGUGAGAUUUGCAACAAACCAUUCACCUGCCAAAGCGCGUUAGAGAUACAUUUACGAAUUCAUACAAAGGAAAGACCAUACUUGUGCCGAGUUUGCGAGCGAGGGUUUACCACCAAAGGUAACCUAAAGCAACAUUUACUAACACACAAUAUCAACGAGGUGGACGACGACCUACUGGAGCCGGUUGAAACCUCUCCUAUAACUGCUAACUCGAAUUCAAACAGUCCUGUAAACUCGCCCGCUACCAUCGUUAAUUCAAACCAACAAGCAUUACAAAGAAAGCGUCCAAGCGAAAGUAGCGACGGCCAAUCAACAGCAAAGCGGACCUAUCCUAGACAUUGGUGCCAUAUAUGCCAGAAACAGUUUUCAUCGGCUAGUUCACUACAGAUACACAACAGAACACAUACAGGCGAAAAGCCGUUUGCUUGCAGCGUAUGUGGACGAGCAUUUACAACCAAAGGAAACCUAAAGGUCCAUAUGGGCACGCACGUCUGGGGAGCAGGGGGUUCACGGCGCGGUAGACGUAUCUCGAUGGACAACCCAUUAAUUUCACCCUGGAUGCAAAAUACUUCGAACUCUAGCUCUAACCCACCAAGUCAAGCUAUAAGACCGAGACCAGCAGCUCCCCCAAUACCAGCUGUGCCAGACCCUGCCCUAAUCUACCAGCAAUACGCGGCGCUUGCUUCAGGAUUGAUCGGGGCGAAGGCAUCAGCAGAGUCGAGGUUUCAUGCGAACGGGAUGCUUAAUCUUCACAAUGCAGCUGCAGCUAGAUUACUUUUGCCGCAUCCGAAUGGUCAUGUUCCGCCAUCUUCUGUUGGUGCACAAAUGGGACACCAUGUACCAACGGCAGGGGAGCAUGUGAAGGGGAAUGAGAGAUCUAAUAAUAUUGCUGCUGCGUCAGAAUGGAUUUGGAAAGCUUACCAAAGAACACAAGAACAGGUGAAUUAAAAGUACAAGAACCAAACCUAACCACGAAACAAGAUAUGACUUCGACAUCAACGUAUUAUUUCUUCACUCUUAUAUAUACCACCUGAAAGAAUUCUUCAAAUACGAGAAAAACGUUAUCUUAUGUACUCAAAAUACCUUGCUUGUCGUCUAGUAUAUUGUAUAGAUAGAUUUUAGUCCUUUUUUGUGUACGUAAGCUGCGAGUAGUGAUGCAGUAAUAUUAUACUUGCGCUAGACAGAGUAGUUUGAAGCUUUACCGAGAGUUGUACUUGCAAUAACCUAACUUUUUUAAUUGCUGCUAUACCUACUGAGAGGCAGCCUCGAUAAAACACUGUAGCAAGUUCAUGUUAUUGUUGUUGUGUGGGCGCUGAACGAAACUUGUCGUGCCGUGGAGUUUUGUGCGUUGUAUAUAUUCUAGUCAAAUGUGAUAAGCCAAUGAAUGUCAUUUAACUGUCAUUGUCGACACUGCGGUUAUAAUAAACUAAGACAAAACUGAA
Ciona intestinalis (vase tunicate) is the source of this 5067-nucleotide messenger RNA. The record is from RefSeq and is a predicted model, not a curated record. Lineage: Eukaryota; Metazoa; Chordata; Ascidiacea; Phlebobranchia; Cionidae.